Auanema sp. JU1783 is the source of this 1215-nucleotide messenger RNA. The record is from the annotation of a GenBank genome assembly. NCBI's taxonomy places the organism in Eukaryota, Metazoa, Nematoda, Chromadorea, Rhabditida, Rhabditidae.
AUGACCAUUAGUUACUCAGAUACUUUCCUUAGACUUCUAUUACGAUGGAAAGGGUCGUUAUGGAAAGCAAUUUGGAAACAUUUGUUAUUGUUUCUCUCCUUUUAUUAUUCAAUUAAUAUUAUAUAUAGGUUUUUCCUAGAAGAGGAUCAAAAAAAAAUAUUUAUGAAAUAUGUUAUAUUAUUCGAUAGUUGGACUAAGGAGAUUCCCUUAACAUUCUUAUUAGGUUUUUAUGUAGCUAUGAUAGUACGGAGGUGGUGGGACUGCUGCCAACUUAUUAGCUGGCCUGAUCACUUGUUGUACAAUGUUUCAGCACUAAUUCGAGGAUCUGAUCCGGAAACACGGAUAAUCAGAAAGACUAUAGCACGUUAUGCCAUCUUAGCUUCAGUGCUUGCAUGGAGAAGUAUCUCGUUGCGAGUGUUAACGAGGUAUCCUACCGACGAGCACCUCAUUGACUCUGGGCUAAUGACACGAGAGGAAUUGAAUAUUUUCAAAAACAUUCAUGUGACUGUUGACCCACAUCAGAAAUGGUUUGUGCCCAUAAACUGGAUGCAGACAAUGAUGGUUCGCUGCUUCGAAAAAGGCACCUUGACUCACACUAACGAACUGCGAGUUCUCUUGGAUUCGCUAGAAAAGUACCGUACUGGCUUCUUUCAAUUAUUCUUAUAUGAUUGGAUAGCCAUACCCCUGGUUUACACCCAGGUCUCUACAAUAUCCGUUUACGGUUAUUUCGCCUUCGCGUUGAUCGGCCGUCAGUUCCCGAGCCAGACGGAAAACAACCAAAUUGUUGACAUGUACGUACCUGUCUUCACCAUACUCCAAUUCCUAUUCUACGUGGGUUGGUUGAAAGUUGGUGAAGAUUUGAUGUUCCCAUUCGGAGCUGAUGAUGAAGACUUUGAAUUCAAUUACAUCUUAGAUAGAAAUUUAGAGAUGGCUUAUUUGAUUGUUGAUGAACUGCACAAUCAAGUUCCACCAGUAUAUGUAGAAUCUCUUGAAGACGAAGUGCAGCUCCUACACACUAAAGCUUCUGCUAGCUUAUCUUCACAUCCUCAACGACAACAUCUUCGAAAAUAUAAAAUGAAGUCAGACGAGAUGAAAAUCGAAAUGGACCAAACUCUAAUGAAGAAGAAAGCAUCAGAGCUUUCGUUUGCUGAUCUAGAAAGUUUGGCUAACGGUCCAAAAACUAAGCGAAACAGCAUCCGACCGGGAUUCACCUAA